AUGAAUACAACUCAAGGGAAGAUAUCGUUACAUGAUAUUUUUGAAACAUCACAUGGAGAUGUUUUUAUAGUAUCAUCAUUAUCUAAUAAAAAAGAUACACAAAUAAUUAGAAUAGAGGGUAGAUGUGGUAUGUUAUUAUUUGAGGGAUUACCAGGUGUUGAUAUAUUUCCAAAUCAUAGACAAGCAGUAGCAUAUUUAAAGAAAAAACAUACACUCAAAUCAAAUAUUAGAGUUUUUGCAAUUUUAGGUUACAUUAUUUCUGAAAAAUCUUCUCAUUUAUUAGUUGCAACAAAGAUUAGAAAUGAAGGUGAACUAUUAGGUAGUUACCCAAUUAAUACAAUUAUUGAGACAUCAUGGAUUAAAAUCGAUUUAUCAUAUUUAUCAUCUUAUCAAUCUAAUGAAAUUCAAACAGAAGAAGGAUGGGCAACAACAUUAGUUGAUGAUUCAAAUAUUGAUUCAUCUGUAUCUUCAAAUAGUAAUAAUAAUUAUAAUAACAAUUAUAAUGAUAAUAAUGAAAAUAAUAAUAAUAGUAGUGGUUCUUCUUUCUUUUCAUUUUUAUCUUCCUCAUCAUCUCCUUCAAAUAAUAAUAAUAAUAAUAAUAAUAAUAAUAACAAUAGCAAUAAUAAUAAUAAUAAUAAUAGUAAUAAUAAUAAUAGUAAUAAUAGUGGUAAUACGAAUUAUGAUUCACUAAGUAGUAGUAGUGGUGGUAAUAGUAACAAUAAUAAUAAUUAUGAUAGCAGCUAUGGUAAUAAUAACAAUAAUAAUAACAAUAAUAAUAAUAAUAGUAAUAAUAAUAAUAAUAAUAAUAAUAAUAAUAAUAAUAAUAAUAAUAAUAAUAGUAAUAAUAAUAAUGAUCCAACAGUUAAACAAAUGUUAAAAGAUUUACAAACAUUUCCAUUAGAUGGCACACAUUUUUAUUGUGAAUUAUACGAUUUAACCAAUUAUUUCCCAUCAAAUUUGAAUACACCACAUCAAUAUUGUUCAGAGUUUACAUGGAAUGAAUGGAUGAGAAAACCAUUUGAAAAUGCAUCAUUAUCACAUCUUUGUGUUGUAUUAUUACAAGGAUAUGCAUCAGUUAAAUCUAUAUCAAAUUUAAAUGUUUCAAUAGCUUAUUUAAUGAAAAGAUCAAAAUUAAAUCCUGGUACUCAUUUUUAUUCACCUGGUAUAAAUGAAAAUGCAAGUCCUGCUAAUGAAUAUGAAAGUGAGUUAAUUAUGUGGAAAGUUCAAGAUAAACAAUCAAUUUUAAUUAAUAAUAUUGCUAGUAGUAGUAAUAGUAAUUUAUCUGAUUUAGAUAAAAAAUCAAAUUCUAAUAAUAAUAAUAAUAAUAAUAAUAAUAAUAAUAAUAAUAAUAAUAAUAAUAAUUCUACAUCAACAGCAUCUACAACAGCAACGGCAACAGCAAUAUCAUCAUCAUUAUCAAUUUCCUCAACAACAGCAUCAUUAUCAUUAUCAUCUUCAUCAACCGCACCAAACACAAUAACCACAACAUCAACAGCAAUACCGAAAGUUGAUCUAAAUAAAAAUAAUGAUACAGAUGAUUCAAAUAAUAAUAACAAUAGUAAUGGUGGUUUAACUAAUAAUACAACUAAUAUAAUACCAAAUAAUAAUAAUAUUAAUGAAAAAGUUAUACAAUGGACAUCACAUGUUUGGAGAAGAGGUACAGUGCCAUUAUGGUGGAGAGCAUUCUCAAAGAAUCAAGGAUCAAAUGAAAUUGAAUUAUUUUUAAAGGAUAGAGGUAAAGAGAAUCCAAAUCCAUUUGAAAAGUCUGAAAGUUAUUAUCAAAAUCUAUUGAAUAGAUAUGAGAAAUUCUAUCAAGAGAAUAAAGAUACAAAUUUAGCAGGUAUACCAACCAUUCAAUUAAUCAAUUUAUUAAAACAAGAGAAUGAUAAGCAAGAGGUAAUUCUAUCACAAUUGUAUCAGAAAUCUUGUGAAAACGUUACAACUUAUUUAAAUGUAGAUUUACAAAUGUAUACUUUUGAUUGGAUUAAUAUAUUAAAAGCAAAUAAUAAUUCAUUAUCAAAAACUGUUCAAAAUCUAUGGGAUUCAACAAAAUCAUCUAUAGAUAGUGUUGGUUUUUCAAAUGGUUUAAUUAAACCAUUUGAUAAUAAUCAGUUAAUAAAUUUAAAUUUAAAUUUAAAUUUAAAUUUAAAUUUAAAUUUAAAUUUAAAUAAUAAUAAUAAUAAUAAUAAUAAUAAUAAUAAUAAUAAUAAUAAUAAUAAUAAUAAUAAUAAUAAUAAUAAUAAUAAUAAUAAUAAUAAUAAUAAUAAUAAUAAUAAUAAUAAUAAUAAUAAUAAUAAUAGUGUGGGAGGUGUGGGAGGUAAUAAUAAUAAUAGUCAACAAAUUAAUAAUAUUACAUCACCAUCACCAUCAUUAUCAUCAUCAUCAUUCUUACCAAUGAUUUCAUCACCUUUUAUAAAAAAUAAUAUUACACCAUUAUCUAAUCCAUCACCAAUAUUAAAUCCAUUAGGUACAAGUGGUGGUUAUAGUUCAAAUGAUUUCAUUAAUUCAUCAUCAUCAUCAUUAUCAUCAUCAACAUCCUCAUCAUUACUACAACAACAACUAUAUGGAUCAUUUUCACAAUCACCUCAAAUUUCAAAUGGCUCAUCAACAACAGCAACAACAACAACAGCAACAUCAUUACAACCAAUUUCAACAUCAACAAAUAAUUCAUCACCAUCAUCAUUGGAAAAGAAAUUCAUAUUUUUAAAUUAUCAUCCACAAAAAGAGAUUAUAAGAUAUAGUUGUUUAGAUUCAUUGGAAAGAGUUAAUAUUGUUUUAUUUUUUAACUUUUUUCAAAUAGUUUCAAAGAUGGGUUCAGAACUUGGUAUACCAUCACUUAAUGAACUUUUAUCAUUUGGUUCAAGUACUUUGGAUUUCACUUUAACAACUUUUAAAUCUUUAAAUUUAUUUGGACCAUUGAUUGAAUUUUAUGUUUGUAGUUCUGAUAUUUCAAGUAUUUUAUAUCAUAAUAAUCCACCAACUCCUAAUCCUAUUAUGAGAGAAUUGGUACAACAAUUACAACAGCAGCAACAACAACAACAACAACAGCAAAAUUCAACAUCAACCACUAAAACUAAUUCAUCUAAUUCCAAUACAUUACAAUCAUCAACUACAACUUCAACACAAGCAAAUAAUAAUAAUAAUAAUAAUAAUAAUACCAAUGGUAUAUUAAAUAAAAGUUUAACAUCCACUGUAUCAGCGGUAACACUAUUAUCAUCAUCAUCACCAUCACCAUCAUCAUUAUCAUCAUCAUCAUCAACUAAUAAAAAUGCAUCAACAUCAACAAAUUCAACAACAUCAACAACAACAACAACACCAACAACAAUAACAACAAUAACUACAAGUCAUUUAUUAAAUAGUCAAAGAAAAUAUCAAUUAACACAUUCAGAUGAAAAUAGAAGUUAUCAAUAUUUAUUAAUGUUGGGUAAUUGUUUUGGAUUUUCAUCAAGAUUUUUCCCAUUUAAUUCAAGUAUUGGUAAAGAUUUAUCACCCUAUUGGAUAUCAUCAGCACCAUCAUCAUGUGUAAUGUCAUUACCAACAUUAUUAUGUAACAAUGGUAGUAAUUUAAAUCCAUCAAUUCUUAUACGUGAUAUUGAUGAUUUCUGUUGGAUAUCACCACUCGAUACUAAUCAAGUUGAAAUGGUAAUCUAUUUAGGACAACCAUGUGUUGUUACAGAGAUUUGUAUAACGGUUGCUCAUGGUAUCAAUGGUGAUACCUAUCCAAAGACAAUGGAUGUUUUACUUGGUAAUUAUUAUGAUCAAGUUAGUUUCGUCCUACAAGAUGUUGAAUUACCACGUUGUACAACCGGUACAAAGCUAUCCUAUAUCCUACCAAACUCACCAUGGGAGGCCUAUUCAUCAAGAUUUAAUCAAACCAAUAAUUUGGGUGGUGGUGUCUCAUCCGAUAGAUACUUCAAUCGUAUUGUUAAACUGUUAUUCACAGGUACUCAUACACCAAUGACAAUUGGAAAAGUGGAAGUAUUUGGUUACCAUUCCAAUAGUUAUUUCAAUAAUAAUAAUCAAUUAACUUUAAAUAUUAAUCCAACCUAUAGAAAUUCAAUUGAUUUCAAUAAGAAUUAUCAUAGUAAUAGUAGUUAUACUCAAUCUAUAACAAAUGAUAUUUAUCAUCAAAUGGAAAGAAAAAAACAACAACAACAAAAAUCAAAUAAUUCAAUUUCAAAUACUUUUAUAAAUUAUCAAAUUGAUAAUAUUUUAAAUAUUUUAAAUCAAUCUUCUUCUUCCUCCUCUUCCUCCUCUUCUUCACCAAUUUCACCAAGUAGUCCAAAUGGUAGUAAAAAUAAUAGUUUUAAUGAUUAUAAUUCUUUAUUAAAACAUCAACAACAUCAACAACAAAAACAACAAUUACCAAUCGAAAUGUUAAAAACUGAUUCACCAAAUAUAACUUCUGAACAACAAGAUGAAAUUUUAUUAUUUAAUGAUUAUAAUAAUAAUGAAAAUCAAGUUAAACAAAAACAACAACAACAACAACAACAACAAGUUAAUCAAAAACAACAACAACAAUUAACUGAAACAAUUCAAUUAAAUAAUCAAAUUGAUAAUAAUAUUAAAAUUAAACAAUAUGAAAAUAGUAUAAUUGAAUUAAAUUUAAAAGGUAUAGUUACAUUUUUAGAAUCAUUAGAAUUAGAGAAUAAGAGAGUUCAAUUUGGAAUUUCACCACAAGAGAGAGAUAAAAUAUUGAAAAAGUUAAAUAUAAAUAGUAAUCUAUUGAAUCCAGAUAGAUUUAUAUUUGAACGUGAUGAAAAGAUUGAAGUUAACAUUAGAAAGAGUAAUAAAUAUAAAUCAACAGUUUGUCAAAGACCACAAUGUAGUAAACCUUUGGUUUUCUUUGACAAGAUUAGACAUCAACAAUGUUGUUAUUGCUAUAAAAGAUAUUGUCCAGCUUGUGUAUCAUCAAAUCAAGUUAAAAUAUUUGAAUUUGAGAGUACAAAGUUAAUAUCGGUUUGUUAUACUUGUGCUAUUUUAAUUGGUAAACAGGAACAGUUGUUUAGAAAAGUUCAAAUCUCUGAUCGUCAAUAUUAUCUAUUAAAAUCAAAAUUUAAACCAUCAUUCUAUCAAAAGAUUUUAUUGGAUCUACAUUUCAAUCAAAAUAAUGUAAAUAUUAAUUUAAAUUCAUUAUCAAACUUACCAACAACUUAUGAAUCAAUUGCAGAAAUGUUAACACCAUUGGCUGAAUAUCCAAAAGGUGGAAUUAUUAACUCUGUUCCAACUGCUGCAUUUGAAUCAUCGCCACCAAUUGAAUCAAUAUUAUUGGCUCCUUCAAUUUUACCAUUGAAUAUGUAUUGGAAAGCUCCAACUGAUAUUAAUUCAGUGGAUAUCGAUGUUAUGUUAUCCUAUGAGUCAAUGGUUUAUUCAAUCUCUUUGAUUGUCGACUCGAUUGGUUAUCAUAAUUAUGAUUUACCAAUCAUUUCAAUAUCUUAUGGUAAAACUUUUACAACUAGAGAUCAUUAUCAAGAGAUUGGCCAAUGGGUAUUACAUCCAAAUGCUUGGAGUUCAGGUGACCCAAAUCUUGUUAUUCAACCAUCAUCUUGUGUUUCCUUUAUCUUGAGUAAACCAAUUCAAGCUCGUAUCAUCUCGUUAAGAUUUACAUUACCUGCCAUUCCAACAUUUUUAAGUGCCCUCCAAUCUGGUAUCAUACCUUCAAAACCACAACUUCAUAUUGGUAGAAUAUCAGUUCAUGGUGUUUUCUCUGAUUCACUCUCUGAUAUCUCAACUUGGUCCUCUUCUUCAUUGCCUUUAUCUCCUUCUGAUAAAGAUCUCUAUGACAACACCCUCUAUUCCACAUCUUUUAUCACUGCUCCAAAAAGAAAUCCAAUGAAAACAAAUGUUCAAAUAAAAUCAAAUAAAUCAAUUCAUAUCUCUUUGGCUUAUCAAGUACCAAAUCAUAUUAGAGGUUUUAGUUUAAUAAUUACUCAUGAUGAAAAUGAAGGUGUUAAAUCUCAAGUUAAAGGUAUUUCAAUUAGUUUUUAUAGUGUAAAUCAAAAAAAUGAAUUAUCUUCUCAUCAAUAUUUAACUCAAAUUUUAGUACCAAAAUGUAGAAUAUCAUCUACACUUUAUUUUGAUUUUCCAAUUCCUUUACCACCAAAUUAUAUUUUAGCUUUUGAAUUUAUUUCAAAUUAUGGAGGAAAAACAAAUUCAUUCCCAAAAGUAAAUUUAUAUUAA
Molecule: messenger RNA, 6180 nt
Organism: Dictyostelium discoideum AX4
Lineage: Eukaryota; Evosea; Eumycetozoa; Dictyosteliales; Dictyosteliaceae
Exons: 4
Coding region: 1-6180 (2059 amino acids)
Molecular function (GO): phosphatase activity
Source: RefSeq, a predicted model, not a curated record